CUGGUUCAGACGGAGGCGCUGCUUCUCGAAAUAAGCUUAUCCCGAUUGACAUGAAGCAUCUGAUCCAGCCAUUGGUGGCACUCAAGCUCGGGAAGUCCGUGAAGUUGCUCGCCGACCAGCCGUUGGCAAUUCUGGACCAAGACGACGACGAGCUUGAUCGGAAAUUGUUCGCAAACAAAACUGCAGGAGCCCCGUCUACCGCCACAUCGGGAGGUGCAGCACAGAUGGAGAGUGGCAAGGAGCUGCAGGAUUCUGACGGCAAGCCGGCAGCCAAAACUUCCGAUGCUGUUCAGCUGCAGUCACAGCCAGCAACCGUUUCGACCAGCACCGGCUCACACCAGGAGCAAGAGUCCAACAAAACCAUCGAGGACCUGUUGAAAUCGAAAUACGAAGAUGAGUUUGCCUGUCGGAAGAACGUCACUCUUAAAGAAUACGAGUCCGAGCUGGACCAGGAAU
Molecule: messenger RNA, 456 nt
Organism: Amoebophrya sp. A120
Lineage: Eukaryota; Dinophyceae; Syndiniales; Amoebophryaceae
Source: the annotation of a GenBank genome assembly